Messenger RNA from Aureococcus anophagefferens, 837 nucleotides. RefSeq lists its product as hypothetical. The annotation marks the transcript as partial. NCBI's taxonomy places the organism in Eukaryota, Pelagophyceae, Pelagomonadales, Pelagomonadaceae. The record is from RefSeq and is a predicted model, not a curated record. Gene Ontology annotation, molecular function: phosphatidylinositol kinase activity. Gene Ontology annotation, biological process: phosphatidylinositol metabolic process. The transcript has a single exon.
AUGGCGUCCUUCGCCGAGACCGGCGACCCCGAGGACGCGGCGCGCGCGUCGCUGGGGUCGGACGAGGGCGCGGGGAACCUCCACGACGACUUCCGCACGGCGCUGGAGAAGAACGCCGACAUCCAGCCGAGCAAGAUCGGCAAGCUCAUCGCUCACGUGCCGACGCCGAACCUGAAAAAAGCGAUCACGAAGAACCUGAAGCGGCCCGAGCGCAAGGACCGGGAGAACAUCAAGGGCAAGGUCAUCGACGGGAAGCACGAGCAGUACGUGCUCACGCUGGGCAUGAUGAUGGGCAUCCGCCAGACGUUGUUGAGCCAGGCGAACGACAUCGACGCGGACACGGCGGCCGCGGCGCCGCGGCCCGAGGCGCUGGCCGUCGGGGACUUUUUGGAGUGCCGCAAGUACGUCUUCCCGCCCAAGGGCUCGUCGACGACGCCGCCCCACAGCCUCGCGCACACCUUCAAGUUCAAGGACUACGCGCCCGAGGCCUUCUCGCGGAUCCGGGACAUCUUCGACGUGCGGAAGACGGACUACAUCACGUCCAUCUGCGGCACGCAGUACUUUUUGAACUUCAUCUCGAACUCCAAGUCGCAGCAGUACUUCUUCUACAGCCACGACGGCAAGUUCCUGAUCAAGACGCAGACCCAGGAGGAGGUCAAGUUCCUCCGGCGCAUGCUGCCGGCCUACUACGCGCACCUGAAGAAGCACCCGGGGUCGCUCAUGACGCGCUACCUGGGCAUGAGCCGCAUCAAGUUCUACCACCUGCGGCGCAAGGUGCGCUUCGUCGUGAUGCACUCGGUGCACCCGACGCCCCUCCACGUGCACCGGACCUACGAC